AUGGACAUCUACAGGGAUCGUCACAGCCGGGAGGAGUUGCCUGGGAAGCACGCUCUCAUUCGAUGCCGCCGCACACCGGACAUCGUCAGAUUCGACAAGUCCUCAAGUCGAUCCUCUCCUCUCCUCCGAUCGAGCAUGAAGGAGACCUGUUUUGUCUUGGUUGCAGAAGAGGAGCCUGAUGUCAGCCUCGAGCCACCUGACUCCGAUCAAUUGGCGAAGAUGCACCCGGAUUCCAGGAAACUCUCAGAUCACGUUCCCAGCAAAGCUGAAGCGCGCAUUAGCGAGGGGCAACUACUGUGCGCUGGCGGAGCGGCGUCUCCUGCGUCUGUGAAUCCUCGGGAGUCGGGACUGAUCAUCGCGAUUGUGGCGGAGUCUGUGCAUUUACGAAGGCGCCACACUGGCUCUGCCUGGAAUCAAUGCGACGAUGUUCUGACGUGGCAGGCGAACUUUCCUUCUCGAUAUCAGAAUCGACGCGAGUCUGGCUCGAACACUCGGCGGAGGGAGGGACAGGGUGCAGCUGUGACGGACAGGGUUCUCCGGAUUGUCAUUGGUGCAUGCACGUGUGUGGCUUUUCUGCUUCUCGGAGCCGGUAAAAAUAACGUGAUGGCGAAGGGUGUGCGCCCCCUGUCCCACAACCCCCUCUCCCACACAAUCCACACUGGUGGAUCGUCUGGAUCCAGGAUCAAACACCCUGUUGGAGACGUCUGUGUGGUCCUCGACGGGCAAGCCCAAGCUUUGUUCGGAUGA
Messenger RNA from Hyaloscypha bicolor E, 747 nucleotides. RefSeq lists its product as uncharacterized. The transcript has 2 exons. The record is from RefSeq and is a predicted model, not a curated record. The coding region runs from base 1 to 747 and encodes 248 amino acids. Lineage: Eukaryota; Fungi; Ascomycota; Leotiomycetes; Helotiales; Hyaloscyphaceae.